UAUUCCUGUAUCACCUUCAACAUGGCUGAAGGAGUUUGGGUUCUCGCCUUGGUGACCUGUUUCCACUCUAUAAACGCGGAGACUACCUUGACUCAGAUCCCGUCUAUAUCAAAAUCGCCGGGAACAACCGUCAAAAUCACCUGUACACGGUCAGGGGGCAGCAUCGGUAGCUACACGAGCUGGUACUGGCAGAAGCCGGACAGCAGCCCUGUCCUCGUGUGGUAUGGAAGCUCCACCAGAGGCACCGGUAUUCCAGACAGAUUCACGGGAUCCGUGGACUCAUCCACGAACCAAAUGCAUUUAACCAUCACCAACGUGCAAUCGGAGGACGCGGCCGAUUAUUACUGUGGUGUGUGGGACAACAGUAAAUACAAAUUCACCUUCGGGAGAGGAACCAAACUGAAUCUAAGCAGUCCGCGUCCCCCCACCGUUUCCAUUCUGGCGCCAUCAAUGGGUGAAGUCACCGCAAAAAGUACCGCCACCCUUGUGUGUUUGGUGAGCGGGUUCAAUCCGGGCGCUGUGGACAUUGAGUGGGCCGUGGACGGCAGUUGGAGAAGUGACGGCGCUGCGACCAGCCGGGUCCAGCAGGAGAAGGACAACUCGUUCAGUGCGAGCAGUUACCUGACUCUGCCAGCCGCCUACUGGAACUCACACGAGCUUUACUCCUGUGUGGUUAAACACGAAACCCAGGCAAUCCCGAUUAAGGCCAACAUCGCCAGAUCCAGUUGCCUCUAAUUCACAGGAUCAAAUUCCCGAUUUGCUACAUUUCUUUGUAAAUUAAUCCAAUAUUCAGAUAUGGAAUGUUCGCUUUAACCGGGUAGUUGUUCAAACGCAGCACGUAUGCAUUUUGUUGCCGUGAAUGCGCUGUCCGUAUUUUACGGUGAACUGAAAAACAAUAAUGUAACAUUUAAUGCAAUAAAACAGAUUAUUCUACUUACGAUGCAUCGUUGUAAUUUUCUGUGCAAAUGUCCUUGCCUUCAAUAGAAUAAAAACAAUAA
Messenger RNA from Amblyraja radiata (thorny skate), 998 nucleotides. Its product is annotated as immunoglobulin lambda-1 light chain-like. The transcript has 3 exons. Bases 22 to 735 code for a protein of 237 amino acids. NCBI's taxonomy places the organism in Eukaryota, Metazoa, Chordata, Chondrichthyes, Rajiformes, Rajidae. The record is from RefSeq and is a predicted model, not a curated record.